GAUUGCGUCAUCAAAUUUCAAAACGAGGCUCGGAACGCAAACAAGAUGGCGAGUUCCAGUACAAGUACGGGUACAGCAUAUCAUUGUUGUGUCCCAUUGUGCAACAAUGAUUCCCGGUAUGACAACAAUAGGGAAAUAUCUUUUCACAAAUUCCCUACAGAAAAAAUCAAAAGGAAAGAAUGGAUUAUUAAAAUCCGCAGGGAUAUAGGGCCACACUUCAGAAUAUCGGAUGCUACCAGGGUGUGUUCAGCCCAUUUUUUACAAACUGAAGUACGUCGGUCAUUGAAUGGUAAACGACUGCUAAAGCCAGGAAGUGUACCAAGUAUAUUCGCCUGGAAUUCCCCGGUCAAGAGAAUCAGGCCACUUAGGAGAUCACUGAAAGUCAUGUCACCAGCAAAGUCUGCAGAGGUCAGCAUUGAGGAAGCACCUGAAGUAUCGACCAUUUCCGAGGACCAGACUCCACCUGUGUCAAGUGACCAUGACUACAUAGUCCAUACUGCAGUUCACGACCAAUUGGAGGCAGCCCAAGAAGAAAUUGUGAACUUACAAGGAAAACUUGUGGCAGUGGAAAAGAGACUUUUUUCUUUGGAGCGAUUCACUACAGAUCCCCAGAUGAUAAACUUUUAUACUGGUUUUAAAGAUUAUGAAACCUUAAAAUGUUUAUAUAAUGCUCUUCAGCCAUCUGCAGCAACGAUGAUUAGAUGGACACAAAUGCAAAGACACUCUUCAAAUACAGAGAAAAUGAAGUUGAAUGCUAUUCGUAAUGAAGCAUUGCCACUCAUAGAUCAGUUCUUUAUGUUCCUUUGUAGAGUGCGUCAGGGAUUUCCAGAACAGGAUUUGGCUGUUAGAUUUAACAUAUCUCAGUCUUCAGUUAGUAGAAUUUUAAUAACUUGGUCUAAUUAUUUAUAUACUAUGCUGGGUUGUUUACCUAUUUGGCCACCUCGUUGUGUGAUUGACAGUAACAUGCCUACUUGUUUUAAAGAGUCAUAUCCCCAAGUCAGAGUCAUCUUGGAUUGUACAGAAAUUAAAGUUCAAACCCCUAGCUCAAAAGUGUUAAAUUCUGAAACUUACUCCAAUUACAAGAGUCACACAACAUUUAAGAGCUUGAUUGGGAUAACUCCAUGUGGUGCUGUGUCGUUCAUUAGCUCAUUGUAUACAGGAAGCAUCAGUGAUAAAGCUAUAACUGCAUUAUCAGGAAUUUUGGACCUGUUAGAACCUAACGAUCAAGUAAUGGCUGACAAAGGAUUUUUGAUAGCUGACCUAUUAGACAAACAUCAUGCGUCUUUGAUAAUACCCCCUUUUCUUGGUGAAAAGGGAAAAUUUUCUGCUAGUGAGGUAGCACAAACACAUGAGAUAGCACGGCUCCGUAUUCAUGUAGAGCGAGCUAUAAGGAGGAUAAAAGAGUAUCAUAUAUUUGAUGGGGUCAUACCUCUUAAUUUAGCUGCAUCAAUUAAUCAGAUAUGGACAGUUUGUGCAAUACUGACAAAUUUCAGGGGACCUUUAUUCUAG
Saccostrea cuccullata (small rock oyster) is the source of this 1509-nucleotide messenger RNA. RefSeq lists its product as uncharacterized. The coding region runs from base 46 to 1509 and encodes 487 amino acids. Lineage: Eukaryota; Metazoa; Mollusca; Bivalvia; Ostreida; Ostreidae. The transcript has 3 exons. The record is from RefSeq and is a predicted model, not a curated record.